CUCCUGGAAAACCGCGUCCUCUAGUGCCUUGUGAUCAGAGCCCCGGUGCGGUAUUAGCGGGAGCUCGAGUUCCUCGGGGAGCAGGCGCAGUGUCCCCACGACGGCCCCCGGCUUUUCUGAACAGCCGUUCAACCUAGAGGGCUCCGGGCGGCCGGGGCCAUCCGGACCCGCGGGUGUGCGGCCGCCCCGGAAGUGACGCCAUGGGCUGCGGACCCUGAGGAAGUGGAGAUGGCGGAGCUGUACGUGAAGCCGGGCAACAAGGAGCGUGGCUGGAACGACCCGCCUCAGUUCUCCUACGGGCUGCAGACUCUGGCCGGUGGACCUAAGCGCACCCCGCUCACCAAAAGGAUCGCCGCUCCCCAGGAUGGCUCUCCCAGAGUCCCUGCCUCCCAGACUUCUCAGGGGCCCCCUCCAAUGGGGCCUCCACCUCCUUCAAGUCAGGCUUCCAGGCCCCCUCCUGUGGGGAGUUAUCUUGCCUCCAGUGUGAAGCCAGCAAAUCUCCCAGUGAUGGAAUCUGAAACUCUGCUGGAAGAUGUGCUCAAACCUUUGAAAGAGGCACUGGAGGAUUGCCGUGGCCACACAAAGAAGCAAGUAUGUGAUGACAUCAGCCGACGCCUGGCUCUGCUGCAGGAGCAGUGGGCUGGAGGGAAGCUGUCAGUGUCUGUGAAGAAGAGGAUGGCUCUCCUGGUGCAAGAGCUUUCAAGUCACCAGUGGGAUGCUGCAGAUAACAUCCACUGCUCACUCAUGGUUGACCAUGUGACUGAGGUCAGUCAGUGGAUGGUGGGAGUUAAAAGGUUAAUUGCAGAAAAGAGGAACCUGUCUUCAGAGGAAGAGGCCAAUGAAGAGACAUCUACAGCUACAGCUGAGGAGUUCCAGACAGUACCAGGCGUCCAAGAGGCUCCGUAAUCCUGUGGGAUCCUGACUCACUUCACACCAUUUCCUCUGCUUUGGCAGGGAGGCCUUCUCUCAUCUGGCUCCCUCUUACCACUUGGGAGACUGCCUGCCUCCUUGGGAUUGUUGGCCUGCUCCACCCAUCUCUGGGGGAAGAGGUGCCAGCCACCUGGGCCACAGGGAAGAGUGUUGUUACCCAUAACAUGUGUUUUAAUAAAAAACAUCUUAAUAGUGGGGUCUGGGUAGGAGAGAGAAGCCCUUCUUGUGCCAAACUGGUCCCUUAUGGUAUCCUUGACUGCCUUGCUAUCUGUGUACCUUACAAGCCUCUCUUCUUCCUCCUUUCAUCAUGAAUGACUUUGCUAGGCAUGACCAAUUACUUCUGCCACUUUCCCCCAAAAUAGACUGAAACACAUAUUCCUUGC
This is a messenger RNA of Canis lupus familiaris (dog), 1313 nucleotides long. It is a transcript of the gene SRA1, whose product is annotated as steroid receptor RNA activator 1. The transcript is spliced from 5 exons. The coding region runs from base 229 to 906 and encodes 225 amino acids. The record is from RefSeq and is a predicted model, not a curated record. Gene Ontology annotation, cellular component: nucleus. Lineage: Eukaryota; Metazoa; Chordata; Mammalia; Carnivora; Canidae. Gene Ontology annotation, biological process: regulation of transcription by RNA polymerase II.